Sorghum bicolor (sorghum) is the source of this 2265-nucleotide messenger RNA. Its product is annotated as ALBINO3-like protein 2, chloroplastic. Bases 49 to 1845 code for a protein of 598 amino acids. Gene Ontology annotation, molecular function: membrane insertase activity; protein binding. The record is from RefSeq and is a predicted model, not a curated record. Gene Ontology annotation, cellular component: mitochondrial inner membrane. Lineage: Eukaryota; Viridiplantae; Streptophyta; Magnoliopsida; Poales; Poaceae. The transcript has 15 exons. Gene Ontology annotation, biological process: protein insertion into mitochondrial inner membrane from matrix; mitochondrial respiratory chain complex IV assembly.
GUGUCAAGGGUUUAGACCUUGUCCCUUUGCAUCCACGUGACGAACGCCAUGGCGCUUGCGGUUCGCCUCAUCGGCCGCCGCCGGCUCCUCCCGCCGCCUCUCGCCGCCGCCGUUGCUCACCUCUCUGCUGCUUCCCAGAGCCCGUGCUGCCACCACCCACUUCCUAUCCCCGCGCUCCCGUUGCCCCCUCGUGAGCUCCCUCCUUUUGCUUUCCAUUCGCGAAGCUUCUCGUGGUACUCCCGCUCCGGGUCCGGGUCUGGUUCCAGUCCCGUCACCGCUGCCGCGGACGCUCCCGGAGAGGAUGUAUACACCGAGAAGGAAAGCGUGUACUUGGAUGGCGUGACAAUCGUUGAUGACGGGGAAGGGGUCGCCAGCGGAGCGGGUGCUGCGGCGGAUGCCGUGGGAGGUGCCGCCGGCGCCACGGCCGACGGCGUUGGGGGAGUGUCGGAAUUGGCUGUUAGCACAAUUUUGGACCUCAUGGACGGGUUCCAUAGCCUCACCGGACUGCCGUGGUGGAUGACAAUCUCCUUUUCUACUGUGGCCAUGAGACUGUUGAUACUUCCUGCCCUCAUAGUGCAGCUUCAGAAGACUGCUAAAAUUGGUGAAGUAUUCCGAAGAUUGUCCACUUCAUUACCCACUCCUCAGCCUGGAAAUAACUUCCGUGAAGAGUAUGCUUUGUUCCAGAAGAAAAAGAAGGAGCUUGGUUGUCCCUCAUUUCUUUGGAAUUUUGCCUAUUUUUCGGUACAGUUCCCUUGCUUUAUUCUUUGGAUGAUGAGUAUACGGAGCAUGUGCUUGAAUAAUCACCCUGGAUUUGAUAAUGGUGGGAUUCUGUGGUUCCAUAACUUGACUGAGUUUCCACAUGGCACUUUAGGUCCCACCUUUCCUAUCUUAGUUGCUGGUCUGCAUUACCUAAAUGUUCAGAUUUCUUUUCAGGGCUCCCAGAUCAAGGAUCAUCCAGGAAUUUUUGGCUUGCUGGCUAAGUACUAUAGAAUAUACCUUGAUGUCCUGACUAUCCCUUUGUUUCUUAUUGCAUACGUGGUUCCUCAGGGAAGCCUGGUCUACUGGACUACAAAUGGUUUAUUUUCUGUAGCUCAGCAAUUGUUCUUGAGAAAUGAUGCUUUCCGCAAGCUGUUGGGAUUGCCGGAUACUAGAGCCCACGUUGGUUACAGAGCAGAAAAGUCACCUCUUGAGGUACCUGAGAUGAUGCAGAGGACACAGCUAGAAGAUGCUGACUUGCAAAUGAAAUCGAUGUCUUCUGAUAAGGGAACUGCCAGUGAGAGUACAACUCCUAAUUUUGCAGUGGAAAGUUUGGAAGGAAAUAUAUCUGUGUCCAGCUCACCUGAGGAGCUACUUGAACAAGCAUUACAUUAUCUGGGGACUGGCUGCCGAGAUCAAGCGCUUCCACUGAUCAGGACAGCAGUAGAGAGAAACCCAGAUCUGUCUACAGCGUUGAUUGCAAUGGGACAAACCCUGUUCUCAAAUAAAUUGUUUCCUGAAGCUGCAGUUUGUUUUGAACAUGCUAUACCAAAGAUUCAAGAAGAUGAUCCUCUUCUCGUGCUUGCAUAUUUUGGGGCAGGUCUUUCAAACGAGCGUCAGGGGGAUAAUGAGACGGCAAUCAAACUCCUGCAGAGAUUAGCAGAGCUCAAGGAACCCAAAAAGCCCAUCAACAAAACCUGCUACUUCCAAGGGAUGCUUACUUUGGGAAGUAUAUUAUCUAGAGAAGGCCGGAAUUCUGAGGCUGCCAAAUACCUGCGGAUGGCUAUUGCUUAUGAUCCUGCUGUAGAAAGACUUCUUAAAGAAUGCGAGGAAGGAAUGGAUGAUCAACCAAAGCCAGAGGAGAAAUGAUGUGGUGGACCUGAAAAAGCCACAUUAACAGAGAUAGCAUACUGCUUUUGUUUUUGAACACUAAGACAUGGUUUGUCUGGAAUUGAAAUUCUGGAACGCGAACAAGCAAAUCCUGGGCAAUUAGUGCUAUAGAAGAAAUAUGAAACCAGAGGGUGACAAUUGCACGGUCAUAAUAUCUAGGACAUACUGCUGCCUUUGAAGUCUGCGGUUACCUCACACACAUCUGUCCAAUUUCACACCUUCCAGUGCGCUUGAGCCCCAAGUCCCAACAUACUUUCCUUGUAACUUUGAAUGCCCAACUUGUGUUUUUUGGUAGAAUAUAGUCAUUUCAAAAUUUGUAAAGAAAUCAAUACGCGGCAGAAAUUUCAGCGACAUAAUGAUAUUGUUAAAAAAAUGCACAUGACCUCACGGUAGUGGACA